This is a messenger RNA of Salvia hispanica, 654 nucleotides long. The record is from RefSeq and is a predicted model, not a curated record. Lineage: Eukaryota; Viridiplantae; Streptophyta; Magnoliopsida; Lamiales; Lamiaceae.
AUGACGCGGAAAGAAAAGGCGCCAUCUGUCCCAGUCCCACUCCCACCCGACGAGCCGAACGAGGAGUACGCAACAGGGCGUACUGACUACGAGUUUGAUGAGUACCUGAAGGUGGCUCAGUGUUGGGUCGAUGUAUCGGAGGAUUCGAUAUCCUCCAACAACCAGACUUCGGCCAGGAUGUGGGAUCGCAAUGGGGAACGCUACAACGAGGUGAAACCGAGGAACAUGGACGGAAGGGCUAGUGGUGAGAGCAUGGAGGAUGUCCUCAACAAGUCGUUGUCCGAGUACCAACGGCAGUUCGGGCAGUUCAAGCUGUACAAUGUUUGGCUGAUCUUGAAGGACAAGGCGAAGUUCAACGGAGGGAUACCGGCUGGAUCCUCGGCUGCGAAGCGAACGAAGAUCACCGCCACUGGCGGUUACACGAACAUCGGCCCAUCUCCUGUGGAUCUGAACGCUGAGCCAGAAGGGAGUUUCGGCACGCCUACUUCUACUUUUAGACGUUCCAUUGGUACCAAGGCUGCCAAAGCCCAGGCAAAAGGGAAGGCGAAAGCAGGCACGUCUGGAUUGGCAGCGCCCCGCAGACUGCGCCUCCUCCAUCUACUCAGCUCAUGGACAAGGCGAUCGAGGAGUUCGGAGAAAGUUUAUGGUUUUUAA